AUGGCAAAACAAUUCUUUGCUAACGUGAAAUCGGUCCUAAGCGGCGACACUCUAGUGCUAACUAGCCAGAGUAACCCGAAUGCGGAGCGUAUUUUUUCAUUGGCCUUCGUUACCGGCCCGCAUCUCAAGAGAGAUGGCGACGAACCCUUCGCCUUCCAGUCCCGGGAUUACCUAAGGAAGCUAGUCGUUGGCAAGGUUGUUCAAUGCUCCAUUCUCUAUACCAUCCCUACGUCUGGAAGAGAAUAUGGUGUUGCCCAGCUCAAAGAAGGGACCAAAUUGCCGGACGAGUUGGUCAAGGCUGGCUGGCUUAAGGUCAGAGAAGAUGCAGGCCGUAAAGAAGAGUCUGAAGAAGUUCUGCAACGACUCGAAACUCUUCGUUCCCUAGAAACAGAAGCCAAGGCCGAGGGGAAGGGGCUUUGGGAAGGCAUUGGUGGAAUCAUCGAAGUCCAAAAUGAUAUCAACAGCCUUGAUAUCGAUGAAUGGAAGGGGAAAAGUAUCGAUGGAGUUGUCGAACGCGUUCUAAGCGGUGAUCGCCUGCUUGUGCGCCUAAAGUUGUCCGACAAGAAGCACCUGCAGGUUAUGACGCUUGUUGCCGGUAUCCGUGCGCCCUCUACGGAGAGAGUUAACCAGUCGACUGGCCAGACUCAACCCGCGGAGGAGUUCGGAAAUGAAGCGCGACAAUACGUCGAACAAAGACUUCUUCAGCGUGAUGUCAAGGUCGAAAUAGUUGGUACCAGUCCGCAAGGGCAACUCAUCGCCUCCGUUUUACACCCUCGUGGUAGUAUCGCGGAAUUCUUGCUUGCCGAUGGACUUGCAAGAUGCAAUGACUUCCACUCUACCUUACUCGGUCCGAAGAUGGCAGCUUUGAGAGCAGCCGAAAAGAAGGCCCAGGCGGCUAAAUUACGCCUCCAUAAGGACCACGUAGCCAAGGCUGAGGGUGGUAGCUCAUCCGAUAUGAUUGUCUCGAAAAUCCAAGGAGCGGACGCAAUAUUUGUUCGUACUAAGAACGGUGCUGAGAAGCGAAUCAACCUUAGUAGUGUUCGGGGUCCUAGGACCAACGAGCCUUCCGAAGCCCCUUUUAGAGACGAGGCAAAGGAAUACCUUCGAAAGAAACUAAUUGGUAAACAUGUUAAAGUAUCUAUCGAUGGACAUCGGCCUGCUAGCGACGAUUUCGAGGCACGUGAUGUAGCUACUGUCACUGAGAAAGGCAAGAAUAUCAAUCUUCAACUAGUUCAAGAUGGUUGGUGUUCGGUGAUUCGGCACCGUAAGGAUGACACCGAUAGAGCCCCGAACUACGACGAGUUACUUGCGGCUCAAGAAAAGGCAAAAGAAGAGAAGAAGGGUAUGUGGUCUGGAAAGACAUCAAAAGCUAAGACGUAUGUCGAUGUUUCAGAGUCUGUCCAGAAAGCCAAAAUUCAGCUUUCAACUCUUCAACGUCAAAAGAAGGUACCCGCGGUAGUCGAUUUCUGCAAAGCUGGCUCAAGAUUUACCAUCAUCAUUCCUCGAGAAGGAGUCAAGCUCACUAUGGUGCUUGCUGGCGUUCGUGCUCCUCGAGCACCUCGUUUACCUCAAGAGAAGGGCGAGCCCUUUGGGCAGGAGGCGUUAGAUCUUGCCAACCGCCGAUGUAACCAGCGUGACUGCGAAAUCGAUAUUCACGACAUUGACAAAGUUGGUGGGUUCAUUGGCGACCUCUACCUUAACCGCGAGAGUUUUGCCAAGGUAUUAGUAGAGGAGGGCCUUGCGUCUGUCCAUAAAUACUCAGCGGAGAAAGCCGGUAAUGCCACUGAGCUUCUAGCUGCCGAAAAGCGUGCAAAGGAAGGCCGUAAAGGCAUCUGGCAGGACUGGGAUCCGUCACAAGACGAAGAUGUUGAAGAAGAGACUACUAACGUAGAGGCUUCAAAUGACGCUGCGCCCACGGAUAAACAAGCUUCCGAUUACCGGGAGAUAGUCGUCACCAACAUUGAUGCUAACGGGAGAAUCAAAAUUCAGGAAGUUGGAAAGGGAACUUCCGCUCUAGAAAUUCUAAUGAACGAGUUCAAAAAGUUCCACAUCGACUCCAAGAACAACAAGCCCCUUGCUAAUCCCCCCAAGACCGGCGAAUUCGUGGCGGCUAAGUUUACAGCUGAUGGUCAAUGGUACCGUGCACGGGUGCGGUCGAAUGACAGGACUGCUAAAGUUGCUGAAGUCGUCUAUAUAGAUUAUGGCAACAGCGAAAAGAUCCCCUGGUCUAGCCUCCGAGCACUGGACCAGCCACAGUUCACAACGCAGAAACUCAAGGCACAAGCUACCGAUGCCGCACUCUCGUUCAUCCAGCUGCCCACUGCCCCCGAUUACUUCAAUGACGCACUAAACUACAUUGCCGAGGUCACAGAUGGUCGAAAAUUAGUGGCCAGCUUCGACUUCGUGGAUCAGAAGGAAGGCUUGAGUUAUAUCACUCUGUUCGACGAGAAGAAGCCGAGUAGCACCUUUACAGACUCGAUUAAUAAGGACGUCGUGGCAAAUGGUCACGCGCUUGUACCCAAGAAGUUGAAGGCAUGGGAGCGCGGACGCGCUUCUGAAGAAGUGCUGAAGAAGCUACGCGACGUUGAGUCCCAGGCCAAGGCGGACCGCUUGGGUAUGUGGGAGUAUGGUGAUAUUACCGAGGACUGA
Molecule: messenger RNA, 2649 nt
Organism: Daldinia childiae
Lineage: Eukaryota; Fungi; Ascomycota; Sordariomycetes; Xylariales; Hypoxylaceae
Product: Nuclease domain-containing protein 1
Exons: 1
Coding region: 1-2649 (882 amino acids)
Biological process (GO): mRNA catabolic process; regulatory ncRNA-mediated gene silencing
Cellular component (GO): cytosol; nucleus; RISC complex
Molecular function (GO): RNA binding; nuclease activity
Source: RefSeq, a predicted model, not a curated record